Messenger RNA from Cynara cardunculus var. scolymus (artichoke), 1797 nucleotides. Its product is annotated as SWR1 complex subunit 2. The record is from RefSeq and is a predicted model, not a curated record. Lineage: Eukaryota; Viridiplantae; Streptophyta; Magnoliopsida; Asterales; Asteraceae. The transcript is spliced from 12 exons. Gene Ontology annotation, biological process: chromatin remodeling; regulation of DNA-templated transcription. Gene Ontology annotation, cellular component: nucleus. Bases 267 to 1337 code for a protein of 356 amino acids. Gene Ontology annotation, molecular function: ATP-dependent H2AZ histone chaperone activity.
GUUGCCGAACUCGACAACAUAACAAUUUCCCCUCUUCAGUCUUCACCAUUGCUUCCGAUUCUUCUCCGCUCGUCGAUCUCGUUCUUUUUUCCUUUACUGUACCAUCUCGAUCAAGCGCAUGUUUUGAAAGACAAACAAGUUAAAUUUCACUAGGGCUUGCUAAGGGCUAAGACUGUUUCGCAUUCAAAUUAGACGAAUUUGAUUCUAUUAGGGUGUUCAAGAAAGCCAUUUUUGUUCUACAACAUAAGGUUUUAUUGAUUGAGUUCAUGGAGUCUGAUAAAGAAGAUGUCGUUUUUCUCGACCGAGCUUCUAGGGCAACGAGAGGGAAACGGAUGAGCAAGUUGGUUGACGAGGAGGUUGAAGAAGAUGACGAAUUCUGGAACCAAGAUGCUUUGAAAGAGGAAGAAGAUGAUACAAACUAUGUAGAAGAAGCAGAGGUCGCUGAUGUUUUUGACAGUGAUUUCGAUGAAGAUGAACCCGAGCCAGAGGAAGAAGCAGAAAAUGAGCCAGAUGACAGGAAGCGGCCAAAGAAGAGAUUGGCAUUUCCAGGAAAGCAAUUGCCAAAGAAAAAGAAGAAGAAGAAAGUUGUUUCAGAAGGCGAUAGUUCUAAUGAUGAAGGGACGAAUCCUGAGCAGUCAACACCCCAAGAAGAUCAUGACGUGCCUGAUGAUAUCGAAGUAGAAAAAACAACUAGAAAGUCGACACGAACUUCAGUUAUUGUUAGGCAAGCUGAAAGAGAUGCAAUACGUGCAUCACUGCAAGCAACAAUGAAGCCAAUAAAAAGGAAAAAGGAAGGUGAGGAGAAGAGGAUGACUCAAGAAGAGAUGCUUCUUGAGGCUGCUCAAACAGAAAUUAUGAACUUAAGAAACUUGGAACGGGUCUUAGCAAGGGAGGAAGAAGUUAAAAAAAGAGCAAUUGUCCAUAAAGCAGUCUAUAGUGGCCCUCAGAUACGAUAUCUUUCUAAAGAUGGUUACUCAUACCUUGAAUUUACUAAUGGGAUGUCAUUUCAAUCACAGAUUCCUACAUCGGCCACUCCAUAUCCGAAGAAGGCUGUAUGCGUGGUUACUGGACUACCUGCAAAAUACCGUGAUCCUAAAACUGGCUUGCCAUAUGCAACAAAAGAGGCUUAUAAGAUUAUUCGUGAACAGUAUUUGAAUGACGGUAGCAACAUUAAAGAGAAAAAGAGCAUGGGAAUGCUUUAUGAUUUAACCUCUGGGCAAGGUUUUACCAAAAAGAAGAGGAGAUCAACUAACCCAAACAGCAAAGAGAACUCUUAUCUCAGAUCCUUGGCUCGUUUUCGCCAAAUUCCAGCUUUCGAGUACUCAGACUCCGAAUGACUGUAGAAUGAGACAUCAGAAAUGUUGACAUUGCAAUAAAAGAAGGCCAACCUUGAUGCAAUUUUGCUUUUGUUUUCUGGUAACUCUGGGUGAUCUGACCAGUUCGCAUGCACCUUGCCUAAUCCCAUGGGAUCCUUGAAGAUAAUAGCCAAGAAAAAUGGAAGAUAUCCAAUGGCCCUAGGAGACUCGAACUGGCGAUUCAAACUCGGUAUAAGAGAGAAGUUGUUGGAUGCAUACUAGUUUGAACACAUGUUUUUUUAGAUCCAGUCUGUUUGUCUCUCUGCCUGUUGUGUGAUUCGUCUUUCCUUUUCUUAGAUACAUUUUGUGUGCGACAGUUGACCACAAGUAGUUGAAAACAUCGAGCUGAUAAAAGAAGUCUAUAGAAUCGAGUGACAAAAUAUAUCUCCAGAUGGGAGUGAAAUAUAGAUAUCAAUUUUCUCAAUUGCAAUUGGUAUCACUU